UAAUAUCAGAUAAAUACCAUUACGAACACCACCACCACCACCACGCACUGUUCCCCAGCACUUGCGUCAUAAAUGUUCCUACAAUGUAAUAUGCAAGCUAACACCAGACAAGUCCUUCUUAUCACGCAGUUGCGGAAUACAGACGAUAAUAUAAACCAAAAACCCACAAACAUGCAGUACACACAUACACAUGUCAUCAUUGCAAUAAACCGCGGUAACUAAACAUAUAGAGAAUAUUCUACAAAAAGUUCCUGUAUAUCUUUCCUCUCAUCCCUCUUGACUAGGUCCCUUCUGAACAUCGACCGCAUUUGGCUUAAAAAUGAAAGUUCCGGCUGUGUGGCAACGGAAAGGGAGAUAUAGACAGGUUCCCUUGGUUCCCUCACAGUAUCUGGCAGUGAGUUGGCAGCUCUCACCAGGAAGGGAUGUGGUAGUGUCACGCUCCUCCCCUUCCUUCCCUUCCUUGUCCCUUGUUCGAUCAUGACCCCAGGUGUUGCAUGGAGGGACAGUGGUGGCAAGAUGCAGUCUUUCUGGGCAUGUUGCACUUCUCACAUCAAUCUCCAGAAUGGAUGCAAAGAGAGGAAGCUCACUGCUCGAUGGGGUGUGCUAUCCAAGACGUUAUGCUUACAAGAUGAAGUGAAAGCAUUGUUGGAAAAGAAAUAAAGUAGAAAAAGUUGUAAGGCUGCACAGUGAAGAUGUUGCAAAUAUCUGUGAUCUGUGUGUAAAAACUUCUGACAGUGAAUGUGCAUCUUAGAGAAUGAAAAUUGGAUAUUUAAAUGCCACAGAAACUUUCACAGAUAAGGUGCCAGGUGGUAUUAGAAUUCUGGAAAGAGACAGAAACGUACUUCCACAUAAGGCUGAGUGGCACGGCGUUGGGAGAGAGAUUGGCAAACUGUGCGGCCUGCUUAGGGUGGCAGGUGCCCUGAUCACUGUGACUGUUGUGAGAUGGCCACAUGGCACUCUGACAUAGAGAUGGAGGAGACAGGGUGUGGAGGGAAGGGAGGGCUGGGACGUGGUGGUGCCAGUGGUGGGGGAGCAGCAAGGGGAUGCAUCCGAGUCCGCCACUACACAGGAGCCUCCUACAGGGACUCGGGAGAGAUCAAGUUCUGCAUCUCAGAGUACAAGAAUGAUGCUUUUCAGAUGAUGCUGCUCAUGAAAAGCAACCAAAUGCUGACUGAUGUGAAGCUGGAGGUGGGACGUGAGAUCUUCCAUGGCCACAAAAUAGUGUUAGCAGCAGCAAGCCCAUACUUCAAGGCCAUGUUUACAGGAGGCUUGCGGGAGUCUGAAAGGAACACGGUGCGGCUGCAGGGAGUGUGUCCCACCGUGCUGGCCCACCUGCUGUGCUUCAUGUACACUGGGGAGAUUGUCAUCAAUGAAAUGCUGGUGUGUCAGCUCCUGCCUGCCGCCACCAUGUUCCAGAUGAAUCAUGUGAUAGAUGCCUGCUGUACUUUCCUUGAGCAACAGCUUGAGGCAGGAAAUGCUAUUGGCAUUGCUAGCUUUGCACAGCAGCAUGGGUGUAUGGAACUGUACCGCAAGGCCAACACUUUCAUCGAGCAGCACUUCUCAGAGGUGUCCAUGGAGGAAGAGUUCCUACAGUUAUCAAGUUGUCAGCUCCUGAACCUCAUUCAGCGUGAUGAGCUCAAUGUUCCUGAUGAGAAGGAUGUGUAUAAUGCUGUGCUGAAGUGGGUAAUGCAUGAUGAGGACAGCAGGCAGCCCAAGAUGGAGCACAUCCUUCAGGCAGUCAGAUGUCAGUAUCUCUCACCAAGAUUUUUGACAGAACAGAUGAAGAACUGUAAACUACUGAGAAAAGCUCCUGCAUGCAGAGAAUACCUUGCCAAGAUCUUUGAGGAUCUGACAUUACACAAGCCACCUAUGCAGAAAGAGAGGACCCCCAAUGCCCCUUGUGUCAUAUACCUGGUGGGGGGCUACUCCAACCGGCAGAGUCUGGACACCCUGGAGUGUUAUGAUGUGGAGGACCACCAGUGGACUCAGCUCUCAAAACUACCUGUGGCAAGGUCAGGCUUGGGAGCGGCAUAUCUUAGAGGAAUAUUUUAUGCUGUGGGGGGGAGGAACAUCCUGCCCAAUGGGAAUUACCAUGACAGUAAUUGGGUGGACUCCUUCAACCCACUGACGAACUCCUGGAAGCAGCGAGCCAGGAUGAAUUAUCCUCGCAACCGUCUGGGAGUGGCGGUGCUGGACAGCCAGUUGUAUGCCGUGGGGGGGGCCAAUGGUACCACCUGCCAUAACACAGUGGAAAAGUAUGAGCCGGAUGAUGACCAAUGGACUCUAGUGCAUCCCAUGUCAUGUGCCAGGAUGGGAGUGGGAGUGGCAGUGGUGAACAGACUCAUGUAUGCUGUCGGGGGAUAUAAUGGAGAGCAGCGCCUCAAUUCUGUUGAAUGUUACCACCCUGAGAAUGACAGGUGGACUCUGGUAUCACCCAUAAGAAUCCCCAGGAGUGGUGCAGGUGUGUGUUCACUGGGGAACAAUAUAUAUGUCAUUGGUGGCUAUGACGGCCAACACCAACUGUGCUCAGUGGAGAAAUACGACACAGAGACAGACACCUGGACUUCAGUGGCUCCAAUCAAGACUCCUCGCUCCGCCAUGACUGUCUCAGUCUGGGAUGGGAAGAUCUUUGUGAUGGGUGGGUAUGAUGGGAGCCAAUUUCUCUCUUCUGUGGAAAUUUAUGAUUACCAAAGAAAUGAAUGGCGUGAAUGCAGACCUCUUCCUUGGGGCAGAUCAGGGCAUGCCUCAGCCUCCUCCUUCCAUCCCUGCCUCCUCCAUUCAGACACCAGAUAACACAGGACCUGCAGUAACAUAGGAGUGUCUUCAGUAUUCCAAUUAUGCAGUAGUAGGUACCCAGGAUUAAUCAUUCACAAAACAUAGAAAAUUACAUUCAAUAGAAACUAAAUAAAUGGCAGUAGUUGCCAUGAAUUUUCCUCUCAAGUUUCUGUUAUAGCUACUUAUAAUUCAAUAUUUGUAUAUUUGUCUAUUUAUUGCUGGGAUCUACUGUCUCAGGAUAUGAUGAAACCAUACUCAACUCCACUGAACUUGUACACACUAUUGGAAAUAUUCAGAACUGUUUGUGGAGUAUGGUGGAUGGUAAUUUAAAAACAGCAGAAAUCUUUCUUGAUGUAGGCAUUGAAAAUAUGCUGUGUAUGGAACUCCUCAUGUGUAUAGUAGUUUUAUCAUUAUCAUCUCAUUAUUAUAGUUGUCAUUGUAUCAUCAUUGUCCACAAUCACUCUCACCACCACAACCACCAUCAUCACUUCCCACACUAAGCAAGAUGGGAUGUCACUGGAGAAUCAAAGACUGAAACCCAACACUCAAGUCAAGGGGUGAAGGAAUGCCUAAGGAAGUGAACCAAGCUGUUGUUCAUACAUCAAUCAAUCCCUGAGACUCUAAUCUUGACACUUUAUUUAAUACUACAGGUUACCUAAAGAUAACUGACAUAAAGGGCUGUUUCAGUAAUGAGGUUGAAGGAAUCUGUACCUUUGUCAUUUACUUAUCUCUGUUGAACUCUUCUAUUCCUUGUGAACUGUUCCUCUGGUUGCAUAUUCAUUCAUUUACCAUACCACAUCAUUUACAUUUUCCCAUAUCAUUGUCACUACUUGCAUGCAUAUUCUUUACUCUCAUUUUCAUUGUAUUGUGACCAUACAACUCAGGCUAAAGAGGAAGAUAUGUACAUGUGUAGAUAGAAGAGUACUGGAUUUCUCUAUGGCUGUGAGCUUCUUAAUAGAUAUGCAAUGAAUGUAGUGAUAGCAAGCAUUUCACUGAGGUUUGAGGGAAUGGAAAGAAUCACACCUGAAUUCUGAAUGCAGUGUACUCAUGUGGACAGCAAACUGAUCAGCAGGGUCUUGUUCUUCACUUGAUUCUGUUGCUCUUUAUGGUAUUCAUGGUGAUGCCAAGUUUUGGUUACAAAUUAAGUAACCAUGUAGUAACUGUGUUUACUGCUUUCCUUCAACAUAAAGUUCUCUGAUCUAUUGAAAAUCUGUUAGUCAUCAGCUUCAGUAAGGAGAGUGUCAGCAGAUCAGAGUACUUGUUGAGAAAAAAAAAUGCUGGACAUUGGAAACAAGUGCAACAUGUGGAGCACUUUAUUGAGGCAUUCUGACUGGUCACUGCAGGCCCUGUCAUAAUGUACUACUGCCACUUUUGAGAGGGUCAUGACUAUUCACAGCCUAUUAUGUCUUCUGAGAUUGUCGUGCUCUCUCUGGGCAGUGUGUUGCAACCUAAGAGGAAAGUCAGCAGUGAAAGAGUGUGAGGGGAUAUUCCUGUUAAGUUCAACUGUCAUUUUAAGGAAGGUUGUGAGCUGGAAUGUGAAAAGAUCUGUUUCAAGAGUGAAGAUACAUGCAGGAUACUUCUCAAGCUCAAAUGUAGCAGAUGUCACACUCCUCUGCUCAGGCACAGGAAGGUGAAUACACUUUGGUCCAGUUGAAGUUGGUUUUAUUGAGAUCAGACAGUGCUGGGUCCAAUUGUGAGUGGUUGUGAUCAGGUCUGCCUCAGAAAACAUGCUUAUGUUAAUCAACAUGAUUAUGACUGUAUCUGCUUUAUCUAUAGGCAUUGUAAUCAGUGAUAACAGCAGCUAAGCUGCAUAUAAGGAACUGUAAUAUCUUGAAGGACUUGCAAAAUACAGGCCACUAAUUGCAAUUAUGUAAUCAAUUGCUUAUAAGGCUUCAUCAGUAUUUAAAAGUGGAAAGUGUGAAUUGCUGAAAUCAUUAUAGUACUUGGCAUCAUAGAGGAAUUUUUGUGUUUAUUUGUUUUCAUUAUGACUAUUUCUUAUAUUUUUAACAUGAUUAUUCUUGCAGUAACCUCAUUGUUCAUAGAUAUUUGCGAGAAGUGUUAAAUGAAUAUACAAUAUCCAAAUCAGUUUCAUUAUUCACUGAAUGCAUUAACUGCUAAGACAUAUAUUUCUAAAGAAAUAACUGGAAAAUAAUAUCUGGUAUAGAUAAAUGUACAGGUGCUGGCAGCUGAUCCAUCAUCACAAGUCACUCCACCUUGGGGAAUUGUGUGUGUUGCUUCAGGACAGCCUUGCAUAAAUGGACAGGUUUUUGUUUUACUUCUUGAGCCAGAGUGAUCCCCUCUGUACAUUCUUAACAAAGUUACCAAAUUGUAUCAUGCCCUGACCUUGCAGCUUCCAGUUACCGAUUCACAUAUGUGUGUUCUAGUAGUGGUUUAUGCUGCACAGUUUCUCAGCCAAAUGUAUGCAUGUGCAGAGCAUUGUUUUUGAUGUAUAAAAAGUAAUGCAGUACUGUGUGUAGCACAUACUUUCACAUGAAUGUAUUUCUAGCAUUCACAUGAAUGUAUUUCUAGCAUAUUUGGUGUGUUUAUAAUAUAGCAGGGAUUGAAGGAUUGAAUUCUAACUGUUUGGUUUUCAGUUUGUUGAAAAGCAUAUUUUUGUUGUAUAUAUAUAUAUAUAUAUAUAUAUAUAUAUAUAUAUAUAUAUAUAUAUAUAUAUAUAUAUAUAUAUAUAUAUAUAUAUAUAUAUAUAUAUAUAUAUACAAGCAGUUUAUUGGUUUAUUUCCAGACUGUGAAAUCUACAUCAAUAGAUAUCUUAAGGUGAACCCUUGAACAGUCUGUGGCUCUUGGUGAACAUUCCAUUUUCUUGGGGCAAUAUAUUAUGUACAUUAAUUUAAGGCAUUUCUGCUGUACCUCAUCUUUUUUAUGUGUUUGAAUAAAGGUGAGGAGCUGGCACCAGGCAGAGUGGUGGAUGCCUGAGCCUCGGGCAUGAAUACAACAUUUAUGUCCAGUGAGGCAGGUUGGGUGAGUGAGUUCAAGGUUACUGUGCCUCACAGUGAGGGCAUGUCAUGAUAUUAUCUGUGAUAAAUGUACCACUAACUUUCUGUGAUGUUUCGCUGGUUUUAGAUUGUUGCAGGACUUGAAAACCAUCUGAACCUACACUUACUCAUGCAACGAAUGUACACAAGUGUAAAUAUUAUAAUAAUGUGGGUUGAUUUAUAAUUUUUGAAAAUCAAAUUAACAUGCAUUUGUCAUCAUGUAGCUGAUACCAAGGCAUCCAUCCUCGCUUUGUAAUUUAUUAAAUCUGAAUAGUAUGAGAUGCCUAGUUUGCUCUUUGUGCCAACCAAAGCAGUUUGUGAGACUGGACUAGUAAUGAGGAUCACCCUCCUCUCUGAAGUGCUUAUUUAUUGAUGCAGGGACGCCUGUAACAAGAGAUGCACAAAUGGUUGAAAUAAACUUUGAAGACUUG
Molecule: messenger RNA, 6199 nt
Organism: Scylla paramamosain (green mud crab)
Lineage: Eukaryota; Metazoa; Arthropoda; Malacostraca; Decapoda; Portunidae
Product: kelch-like ECH-associated protein 1B
Exons: 10
Coding region: 943-2793 (616 amino acids)
Molecular function (GO): protein binding
Source: RefSeq, a predicted model, not a curated record